Molecule: messenger RNA, 323 nt
Organism: Oryzias latipes (Japanese medaka)
Lineage: Eukaryota; Metazoa; Chordata; Actinopteri; Beloniformes; Adrianichthyidae
Gene: sumo2b
Product: small ubiquitin like modifier 2b
Molecular function (GO): protein binding
Source: RefSeq, marked provisional
AGCGCCAAAAGAGUGACGAUGGCUGAUGAAAAACCAAAGGAAGGAGUGAAGACUGAAAAUAACGAACACAUAAAUCUAAAGGUAGCAGGUCAGGAUGGAUCUGUCGUGCAGUUCAAGAUCAAAAGACACACACCGCUCAUCAAACUUAUGAAGGCAUAUUGUGAGAGACAGGGACUUUCAAUGAGGCAAAUAAGGUUCAGAUUCGACGGACAGCCAAUAAAUGAGACAGACACACCUGCACAGUUGGAAAUGGAAGAUGAAGAUACAAUUGAUGUGUUUCAACAGCAGACGGGGGGCCGGAUUUAAUCAGCCACACAUGCUGC